Molecule: messenger RNA, 3169 nt
Organism: Nilaparvata lugens (brown planthopper)
Lineage: Eukaryota; Metazoa; Arthropoda; Insecta; Hemiptera; Delphacidae
Exons: 2
Coding region: 435-1118 (227 amino acids)
Source: RefSeq, a predicted model, not a curated record
GCCAGGGUAAAGGGGUAUAUGUCAAUUUUUGGUGAAAUGGAGAUAUGUCCACCAGCUUAUAGAGCUCGAAAUUCUCUACAAGUGUGUAAAGGGAUAUAUGUCCUAAGACUAUUAUUGCAGUUUCUAUACGAAUGUGCAAAAGGAAACAUCAGAGUCACAUACAAAUGUGUUUUGGUAAAGGGAUAUAAGUCAACAUAUAUCCUUUUACACAUGGCACUGGUUUGGUGUAAAUGGGUAUUAGUCGAUUUGAACCUCUAUGCACAGUAUGCCAUUCCAUGUUAUGCUUGACUUAUAUCUCUUUGCACAUCUGCAAGCACAUGUUGCACACGUGUUGUUUGUUGUUUCACAUCUCGGUUGCUCAAUCACAGUACACUACUAAUUUAUUUUAUUAGCUUGUUACAUGUGUAAUAAUUUCCUGACAUUUGCUUAUUAUAAUGUUUCGGAAACGGACGAGAGAUUUGGUUAAUUUGAGUCAACAAGCGGCGCAAAUGGAUAAAACUGAACUUUCUUCUUCUCGAGAGUCGAGUCCUGCCCCUUCUCUGCCACCUGAGUUACAUCAGUUGCUUGAAGAUUCUGAUGAAUAUUUUCCUGAGGGAAGUUCCAGCUCUGAUAAUGAUAGUUCACAGGACAUACAAUGGAAGGUGAAACGGAGGAAACGCUGUACAGGUAUGGACGUUCUGACUACAAGCAAUGAGGUGAGCCUUCAAUCACAAUCAACUACUACUAGCACCACUCAGUCGCAGAAGCCUUCUUCUUUUGCUACAGACGAAGAUAUACCAAUUCUCCCUGAUACUUCUGAAGAUAGACAACAAAGUAUUGGGGAUGACACUUCUCCUGCCACCCCAGUCUUAGACACUCCAAAUUCGCCUAGUACAUCUCAACACGUCAGGAAAUCUGAGUCUCGAAUGAUAAGAAAACAACGAAAAAUCAACAGAAAUACUGGAAAAGCCUAUCAAGAUAGCAAAGGGAAAGAGGUUAGAGGACGAACAUGCAGGAGACUUGAAAACUGUCGAAUGAAAUGUGGUGAACGAUUUUCAUACUGUGACAGGAACGAUAUAUUCAAUAGCUAUUGGGCCUUGGGGGAUCAUUUGUGCGUGUUUCGUACAUUGCCAGUUUAAUUACUGUCAAAGAAAAGAAGAGUGAGCGCAAGAGAACAAGCAGUCCCAAACGUCAUUUCAAUCGAACUGUUAAUUACAGUUAUUCUUUAAGAAUUGAUGGUAAACUAAAUGAUAUUUGUAAGAAGUGUUUUAUGCUUACAUUUUUGAUGAAACUAAUAAAUUCAUCUCGAAUGUUAUCAAGAAAUCAUCAUCUUCCACUGGUGGAAUAACACCGAUCGAUAAGAGGGGCUCACACAGUCCUCCAAAUAAAAUAAGUGAGGAAAUACUCGAACAGGCAAGGCAACAUAUCUUGUCCAUACCUGCAUAUGAGAGUCAUUAUUCUUGACGACACACGAACAAGAAAUAUUUGCCUUCUCACUAUACUUUGGCACUCAUGUAUAGGGAAUAUUGUAAGAUAGCUGACAAGCCGAUAUGCAGAACCCUUUAUGAGAGAAUCUUUCAUGAACAGAAUUUGGCAAUAAAAAGUCCAAAGAAUGACACAUGCAAUUUAUGUGACACUCUCAAUAUGAGAAUGUCGUUGGCAUCAGAGGAAGAGAGAGUGAACAUUGAAGAAAAAUUGAGAACUCAUCAAAGUCUUGCCGAAUUGGCCUAUGAAUCAAAGAAGAAUGAUAAAAAAAUUAGUGAAACAGAUGGAGGUAUGAGAGUGUUGGCUUUUGACAUGCAGCAAUGCCUGCCAACCCCUUUACUACAAAGUGGAGUGGCCUUUUAUAAGCGUCUUCUAUGGACGUUCAAUUUAACUGUUUAUGACUGUAAAGAUAGACAAGCCUAUUGCUACAUGUGGUCUGAGCCCGAAGGAGGAAGAGGAGCCAACCAAGUAGCAUCAUGCCUUUCAAGACAUUUUAGCAAUAUGCCACUCAAUGUCGCCCAUAUUGUGAUGUAUUCAGAUACUUGUGGCGGCCAGAAUAAAAACAGAUUUCUAGCUGGGAUGUGCCUAUCGUUUUUGAGAAAUAGUGAUACAAUUAAAAUAAUAGAUCAUAAGUUCCUUGUUGCAGGUCACACUCACCUCGAGUGUGACUCUUCACACGCCCAGAUUGAAAGAAAAAAAAAAGAAAAACAACAAGCCAGUUGAAAUUUACCACCCACACGAUUGGAUGCAACUAGUGCGUCAGACUGGUAAGGAACGUCCAUUUGUUGUAAAAGAAAUGAAACAGGAACAUUUUCAUGAAUACUCAGACUUGUUCAGUACAGCUCUUCAAAAGAAGAAACAUAAUGACAAUGGAGAAAAGUUCAUCUGGAGAGAAGUCAAGUGGCUGCGGUAUGAGAAAGGUUCGAAUGUAGUUUUCUAUAAGGAGACAUUGAGUGUUGAGGCAGAAUUUAAAAAAAUUAGUGUCUUUAGAAGAGGUCAUGGGAAUUCGAAUCUCACCCCCAGGCUGAGCUACAAUUCACGAGUUCCAAUAACAGUUGCUAAGAAAAAAGAUUUGCUUGCACUCCUACCCCUAGUGCCUGACAUAUUUCAUAAAUUUUAUGAAGAACUGCCGACAACAGCCACUGGAGGAGACAUCCAUCCUGAUACAGUUCAAGAUGAUGAAGAACAUUUGGAGUAGGGAGAUUGAGAAAAGUAUGAAUUUAGUUUUUUUAGUUUAGAAAAGUAGGUACAUGAUGAUUUUACUUUUAUAUAAAGUUUGAUAAUAAAGUUUUUAAUAUUUCACAGAAAGUUGUUACUUUUUUUCGAGGAUUCAUUUAUUCUUAGGUGAAAAUCACCCAAUUAAUUUUUAAAUGAAGGUAAUUAACUUAUUAAUGCUAAUUAGCAUCUAUCUAAUGCAAUUUCAUAAAAUGCAAACAGAAAUGGUUCUGUUUAUCAUUGUUUUUAUAAUUUGGAAAUGUGUGGAAAGGGGUAUAUGUCAAAUGAGGAAUGUGCAAAAGGGUAUAAGUUGUACAGAAUUCCACGAAAACAAUAAACUGUGAGCAUCAACUAGGUAAAAAAAAGAACAUUUCAAUGAAUAAUUUCAUAUGGUUUUUAUUUAAGUAGAUUAAAAACCCGAUUUGUGGGGACAUUUCAAACUUUCUUUCUUGUCUCCUGAAAAACAAGGUAUAUUGAUAUAUACCCCUCU